This is a messenger RNA of Thelazia callipaeda (thelaziosis nematode), 234 nucleotides long. NCBI's taxonomy places the organism in Eukaryota, Metazoa, Nematoda, Chromadorea, Rhabditida, Thelaziidae. The record is from the annotation of a GenBank genome assembly.
UCAAUGAAUGUGCUACAACCACUAUCAGAAGAUUAUCGUAAUUUUGGCACUUUAACAGUUUCUAGAGAUAAUGAAUGUGUGCAAUCUUUACGACAACAUUGGGUUUCACCAAAAGGUGCUUUCCACCAGAGUUUCGAUGAUCGAAAUCAAAGCAACGAUAAUCAAGAGCUGAGUAAUUCAUGCGUUGAUCUAAGUGAUUCGGUAAAUUUUGAUCUAAGCAGUCUACUUAAUUAA